AUGGAAAACAAAAUGAGAUGAAUGGGUUAAUUGUGAAGAAGGAUAAUAAAAGGCAUAGAUGGUCUAGGGCGAGGGGAGGCGACGAAGAAGAAAAUGAUGGCAACAACCGCGCCUGUGCGGUGGCAACCACCAAACAUUAGGUUUAGGAUUGAGCCGAAGAGAGCGAUGAGAGUGAAAGCCUUUGGUAAGGGAGGCAGGGAUAUGGAUAGGGUUUGGAGUGAGGCGUGGCGAAGUGCUAACGAUGGGUUUGAGCGGUUCGUCUUCGAAGCGAAGAAGACUGCGGAGCGCAUCGACCGGCGCUAUUCCCUUUCGCGGCGUCUCUCCUCCGUGGCGAGGGCGGCCGCAGACCGAGCCCGCGAGAUUGAUCGUGAGUUUGAGAUUGGACAACGUUACCGCACUUUGAGCAUCGAUUUCCAAAGAAACUGGCCCAAGUACAGGAAGCAGCUCAAGGACUUUCUGGAUAGUCCGCUUGGAAAGAGCUUUGCUACACUGCUGUUCAUCUGGUUAGCACUGUCUGGUUGGCUUUUCCGGAUCCUGAUAAUCGCAACAUGGGUACUUCCAUUUGCAGGACCUCUUCUAAUUGGAACUUUGGCCAACACCUUAGUUAUUAAGGGGACUUGUCCGGCUUGCAAGAUGCAAUUUGGUGGUUACAAGAAUCAAAUAAUCCGAUGUACAGGCUGUGGCAACAUUGUGUGGCAACCCAAAGGUAGAACCAACUCCAAAUCUAAUAAGUCAGACCCCGACAUUAUUGAUGUCGACUUUGAGGAGAGGUGACACUCUCCCAGCCCAUUCAUUCUUUACUUCUACACUUUGUAAAGUUACCAACAUUUUUUCCAUGCCCACCCUCUCCAUCUAUUCUGUUGGACUUCAUAUUUCUCUCAUGUUUUCAAUUUCUUUGUUUCUUUCCCAGGCAUAACUUGAAUUUUAUUACCCGUAGUACACUUUUUCACUCUCGAUGUACACUAUUAUGCAUAUUACGUUCUUUUUCUUUUUUAA
Molecule: messenger RNA, 996 nt
Organism: Glycine soja
Lineage: Eukaryota; Viridiplantae; Streptophyta; Magnoliopsida; Fabales; Fabaceae
Exons: 4
Coding region: 94-774 (226 amino acids)
Cellular component (GO): chloroplast
Source: RefSeq, a predicted model, not a curated record